CUAGCCGCCCUCGCCCCCCUCCUUCAACACCCACAUGGCCUUCAUCACAUCGCUGUGGCUCAGCUGGGCGUCGAACUUCACCACACCGCUCAGCCCCGCCCGCUUGAUGGCCUUCGGCAGCCGAAGGUGGCGGGCGAUGGACCGCACAGCAUCUCUGAUGGGUCGGGCUGUCGACUUGAAGCUGCCGACGGUGGUGACGUCAGAUGCUGCGAUGACGGUGCCCAGGAGCUCGGCGGGGAUGUUCUAGAGAUGCAACAGUGGGGCCUGAUGACACACAGGCAGACAGACACACACGGAGGGAAGCGGUGCACAUGGCGAAGUCCGUCCGUUUGUGUGUGUGGGGUCACACACCUGUGCGUGACUGCCGGUCGUGUUGUUCUGUGUGGCCUCUUCGGUAGUGUCCUCACCUGACAAACAACCACCCACACACACAGAGAGAGAGAAGGCCGUGUGUCGCAGGUGUGUGUUCCAUCUUGCUUGACGUUGUGUGUGUGCAGGCUCACCCUCAUGUGCUGUCUGUGCGAUGGUGGUCUCGAUGAUGUGUGCCAGCUGGGCCAGGUGGUCCGACGCCGCCGCAAGCUGACGGUUCACGUCGGUGACCAUCUGACGAAGAGGCGCCAACAGCCAAGACACGACCCAAAUGUGCCGAUUGGUGUGCGUCUGUCUGUCUGUCUGUCUGUCUGUCUGCUUUGCCUUCUUCGCACACCUGUGUUGUCAGCUUAGCGGUGUCCGUCUGUGAGAAUCGUCCGAUGGAGUUGUUAACCUAGACACACCACAACACAGACAACCAACAGGCAGCACAACCAAAUGCGCUAUGAGCAAUGAGUGUCUGAGUGAAGCAGUGAGUGUGUGAGUCGGCUACAUGCCCGAGUCUGGUUCAUCUUGAGGAUGCCGAUGAGUCCGGGAGUGAACUCAGGCUGCGGCAGCAGCUGCUCCCUCAGACGCAACGCAAUCAUCUGCACCACAUCGACCGCAGGACGACACAGACAGCACACAGACAGCACAGCACAUCCCACGUGAUGCAUGCCGUCAUUCACAUGGCUUCUCUCCGCUCACCCGAGUGGUGCUGAGGUCCAUUGUGAAUUAAGAUGGAUGAAUGGCAAGGCUGUUUUAAGGCCUCAACAGACUCAACACGCCUCACUCGCUGCCGUUCCUCUCCUCUUCCCCUCCUUCC
Vitrella brassicaformis is the source of this 1174-nucleotide messenger RNA. Lineage: Eukaryota; Vitrellaceae. The record is from the annotation of a GenBank genome assembly.